AUAAGCAAGCAAAGCGCUGAUUACCGCGGACGCAGCGUUUACGCGCACGGUGGAUUUACUUGGACACCUGCAUGGAGAAACUCUGAGGCUUUAUUCCUCCUUUUUUAUUAUUAUCUGCGUGUGUGUGUGUGUUUGUGUCGCGUCUGUCUCUGCUGGGAAACAACUGGAAACUGGAAUGGAAAUGAAUCUGUCGAAGAAUGUGAUUUCUUGCGGGGACCCAGGUGUGAUGAAUUUGGACAGAAUCGCAGAGGCAGUGAGAGCGCCGCCGCCGCCGCCACCGCCGUCGUCCCGCGACGUGGCCCCCGCGUUUCAUUUACCGAGAACGUCAAACAGCAGUCGAGACACUUUAGAGAACUCAAGCAGCGAGUCUUCAGACACAGAGUUGGCAGAGAAGGAGAGGAGUGCCGAGCACAGGAGCGAUGACGGCAACGCGGACGACCCCAAAAAGAAGAAGCAGCGACGGCAGCGGACUCACUUCACCAGCCAGCAGCUGCAGGAGCUGGAGGCCACUUUUCAGAGGAACCGCUACCCGGACAUGAGCACCAGGGAGGAGAUCGCUGUGUGGACAAACCUGACCGAGGCCAGAGUCCGGGUCUGGUUCAAGAACCGCCGCGCCAAGUGGAGGAAGCGGGAGCGGAACCAGCAGAUGGACCUGUGUAAGAACAGCUACCUGCCGCAGUUCAGCGGCCUCAUGCAGCCCUACGACGACAUGUACCCGGCCUACACCUACAACAACUGGACCAACAAGGGCCUCACCCCGGCGCCGCUGUCCACCAAGAACUUCACCUUCUUCAACUCCAUGAGUCCGCUCACGUCACAGUCCAUGUUCUCCGCGCCCAACUCCAUCUCCUCUAUGACCAUGGCGUCCGGCAUGGGCCACUCCGCCGUGCCGGGGAUGCCCACGCCGGGCCUCAACAACAUCAGCAAUCUGAACGGGAUCGGCACCUCCGGCAUCAACUCCGCCAUGUCCUCGUCCGCGUGUCCGUACGGGCCUCCCGGCUCUCCGUACAGCGUUUACCGGGACACGUGCAACUCCAGUCUGGCGACGCUCAGACUCAAAUCCAAGCAGCAUCCGACGUUUGGAUACAGCGGCCUGCAGAGUCCUGGUUCCAGCCUGAACGCCUGUCAGUACAACAGCUGACGGGACCAACGCGGGGCCUUCACUUUUUUAUAAAUAUGAAUAAAUAUAAAUAUAUAUAUAUGUGAGGAGCGGAGCUUAUAGAGAGGCUGUACCUGCGCUUUGGAGAAAACUAAAAAAAAAGCAAAAAAACAAAGACAACUGGAAGAGUUGCAAUCAUUUUCAUAAAAAAAAGAGAAAAAACAUGGAUUAUGCGGGUUUUAUGUGAUUACCAGUGAACUUGCACAGCAAUAGAAAUAUCCUUUUUAAAAAAUGAUGAAGAUGAAGUGUACCGUUGCUGCAUUGUACAUUUAUAAAUGUAAAUAUAUACAGGCUUUACAUAACACACCGUGGGAUUUUCUUUUUUUGAUUUUUGCUUGCUUUUGAAGACUUUUCUUGGGACUUUUCUCGACCAAAAAAAUGAGGAUUUGCGUAACCUGACAAAUAAGUGUAAUAAAAGUGUCGAGCCUGUUUGAGUCCAAACUCAGAGAGGAACAAACAAAAAAAAAAGAAGAAAUCUACUCUGUCUUGUACAUAUUUUAUACUUGCUUAUGUGUGCUUUGUAUUUACCGUCUCUACAGGAAAUGACGCGUCCCGUUCACUUCACUUUA
Molecule: messenger RNA, 1728 nt
Organism: Solea solea (common sole)
Lineage: Eukaryota; Metazoa; Chordata; Actinopteri; Pleuronectiformes; Soleidae
Gene: pitx1
Product: paired-like homeodomain 1
Exons: 5
Coding region: 176-1141 (321 amino acids)
Biological process (GO): anatomical structure morphogenesis; regulation of transcription by RNA polymerase II
Cellular component (GO): nucleus
Molecular function (GO): RNA polymerase II cis-regulatory region sequence-specific DNA binding; DNA-binding transcription factor activity, RNA polymerase II-specific
Source: RefSeq, a predicted model, not a curated record